AUAGCAAUGUCAGAGUUUUUGAGAAGCGAUUCAAUUUUGAGCAAUUUAUACAAUCCUGAGCAUGACUAUUAUUACAAUUCAUAUUCAUACUUAAAUGUACACGAAGAAAUGCUGAAGGAUCACCAGAGAACGUUGAGUUAUCAUAACGCAAUCAUGAACAACAAGCAUUUGUUCGAAAACAAAAUUGUGCUUGACGUGGGGGCAGGAACAGGCAUACUAUCCAUGUUUGCAGCCAAGGCGGGCGCCAAACACGUGUACGCAAUAGAGUACAGCUCGAUCGCUGAUAUAGCUCAAAAUAUAGUGGCAACCAACAAACUUAGCGAUCGCAUAACUAUCAUUAAGAAGAAGGCAGAGGAGACAGAAUUACCCGUCGACAAAGUGGACAUCAUUAUAAGCGAAUGGAUGGGGUACAUGCUGUUAUUUGAAGGCAUGUUGGACACGGUUAUAUUUUGCAGAAAUAAAUGGCUUCGUAACGGUGGGUUGAUGUUUCCUGAAAAAGCAUUCCUUGAAAUGGCAGCGGUGAACAAUUCGGAGUGGAGGCUCGGUAAUCUUAUGUACUGGAACAACGUUUACGGUUUCGACUUCAGCCCGGUGAAGGAGCACAUCCUGAACGAAGCAGUAGUCAACUCCAUUGACGAAGAAAGAAUAAUAUCCACUCCUGCCCACGUUGCCAUGUUCGAUUUGUACACUGUGCAGCCCGAGCAGUUAAAUUUCUUCAGUGGUUUCCAGCUCAAAACCACACGCAGAGAUUACUGCUUUGGGUUUGUGGUCUGGUUCGACGUUUACUUCCCUGGCCACGUACCAACCAUUCUUUCUACUUCGCCCCUGGACGAAAACACGCACUGGAAGCAAACUAUUUUGUAUUUCGAAGAACCUUUGCUGGUCGACAAAGACAACAUUAUCCAAGGUUUGAUCGGUUUGAAAAAAAAUCGAUUAAACGCUCGGAAUCUAGAUAUAAAGCUCCAUGUGAAAUUCAAACGUGUGACACUCGAUAAAUACUUUUUUUUGCAAUGA
Molecule: messenger RNA, 1014 nt
Organism: Dermatophagoides pteronyssinus (European house dust mite)
Lineage: Eukaryota; Metazoa; Arthropoda; Arachnida; Sarcoptiformes; Pyroglyphidae
Product: protein arginine N-methyltransferase 1-like
Source: RefSeq, a predicted model, not a curated record